Molecule: messenger RNA, 1539 nt
Organism: Psylliodes chrysocephalus
Lineage: Eukaryota; Metazoa; Arthropoda; Insecta; Coleoptera; Chrysomelidae
Source: the annotation of a GenBank genome assembly
AUGGCUCUGUGUUCACACAGUACAAAAUAUCUUAGGUUAUGUUCACAUAUCAAUAAUUUUAUCCGAUUUUCUUCAAGUAAAGGAUUUUCUGGGAAAGGUUUAGUUUUGGGCGUUCAUACUAGUGAAAAUAACGAAGGAGUGGAACUGACUCCAGCAGCAGAGAAAUAUAAUGAAAUUUCUGGUGGAAAACUUUUACAACAAAUUCAACUUGCUGGAAAUGAAAUUAAAGCCGGAAAAUGCAUUUUAUUUUGGGGUUUAGACAAAGAGUAUAAUUCAGUUGCCGUUACUGGUAUUGGUAAGAAGUCUGAAAAACAAGAUGAAAAUGAAUUGAUUUGCCAACAAAAUGAGUCUAUACGGAUAGCUGCUGCUGUUGGAUGUAGAGCUUUGGAAUCGGUGGGAAUAAAAACCAUUCACGUAGAAGACUUUUGUAAUGCAGACGCGGCUGCACAAGGAAGCAUUUUAGGAACAUGGAAUUUCCAAGAAUACAAAACGGAAAAGAAAGAACUACCGAAAGUUGAACUGUUCCAACAUAGCAAAGACGCAGACGGUUGGUGCAAAGGUGUUAUUAAAGCCGAAGCACAGAAUCUGGCAAGGAAAUUGACGGACACUCCAGCGAAUCUUCUAAACCCUACGAUAUUUUCCGAAGAAGCCAAACAUUUGCUUUGUCCUUUAGGAGUCGAUGUAAAAAUUUAUGACAAAAAGUGGGCAGAGGAUCAAAAAAUGUUUUCAUUUCUGGCAGUAGCGCAGGGUUCGGUACAACCGCCGAAAUUUUUGGAAAUUACUUACAAUCCGAAACAAAGUCGGGAGAGUCCUUUUGUACUCGUUGGCAAAGGAGUAACAUUUGAUGCUGGCGGUAUUAGUAUAAAACCAGCCGCGGCCAUGGAUGAAAUGCGGGGUGACAUGGGAGGAGCUGCUGUCGUACUAAGUACAGUAUUUGGUCUAGCCAAACUAGGUGUAUCAACCAACUUAAAAAUCCUUAUACCUCUAGUAGAAAAUCUUCCAUCGGGAACAGCAAUUAAACCUGGAGACGUUGUCAGAGCAAGAAAUGGAAAAACGAUAUGUGUAGAUAAUACAGACGCCGAGGGGAGACUCAUUUUGGCUGAUGCUUUGUGCUACAGUUCCGAAUUUAAGCCGAAAUGGGUUUUGGACAUUGCCACUUUGACUGGAGCUAUGAGAGUUGCAUUAGGCAAUGCAGCAACAGGUGCCUUCAGCAAUAGCAAUAAUCUCUACAAGAUGUUAGAAAACGCUGGGACAGUCACCGGCGACCGAGUUUGGCGAAUGCCCUUAUGGAAACAUUACACCAAAAUGAUUUCUGAAAAUGCUGCAUAUGAUCUGAACAAUAUUGGAAAAGGAGGCAAGGGAGGAGGAAGUUGUACUGCCGCUGCAUUUCUAAGAGAAUUCGUACCCAAAGAUACUGACUGGUUGCAUUUAGACAUCGCCGGCGUUAUGGGACCCGAUACUUCGCCUUAUUUACAAAAAGGCAUGACCGGAAGACCUACUCGAACGCUAAUCGAAUUCGUGGAGAGCCAAACGAAAUAG